AUGAUGUACCACCAAUGCAAUUAUUAUCAGUUAUUUAUUCAGGUUUUAAUUAUAAUGGAAGUUAUAAACUUUUCUUUCAAUUACGCUUACAUAAAAUAUAUGGUGAUUUAUAGUAAGGAAAAAAUAGUUUUCAUUACAAGCGAAAUUAAAACUACUGCAACAGCUGUUAUGAAAAUAAUCUGAAGGUUGAAGCACAGGCCUUAA
This is a messenger RNA of Nezara viridula (southern green stink bug), 204 nucleotides long. The record is from the annotation of a GenBank genome assembly. NCBI's taxonomy places the organism in Eukaryota, Metazoa, Arthropoda, Insecta, Hemiptera, Pentatomidae.